Molecule: messenger RNA, 258 nt
Organism: Amphimedon queenslandica
Lineage: Eukaryota; Metazoa; Porifera; Demospongiae; Haplosclerida; Niphatidae
Product: DNA methyltransferase 1-associated protein 1-like
Exons: 4
Coding region: 1-258 (85 amino acids)
Biological process (GO): DNA repair; chromatin remodeling; negative regulation of transcription by RNA polymerase II
Cellular component (GO): NuA4 histone acetyltransferase complex; Swr1 complex
Molecular function (GO): transcription corepressor activity
Source: RefSeq, a predicted model, not a curated record
AUGUCAUCUAUCUGCACAUCACUGAUACCAACUGACAGUGGAUCAGGCUACAGACACUCAAAGGCAAGACUGGGAAGGAAGCAUGUUAGACCUUGGAAAUGGAUGCCAUUCACAAUUCAACCAGAGAAGAUGAGCGUAUUGUAUCAUUGGCGUUGGACUACCGAAAAGGGAAAAGAUUAUCCUUUUGUUCAUUUCAACAAGAAACUUCCCAUUCCAACAUACACUGAUGAGGAAUGCACCAUACACAAUGAAUAUUGA